Haliotis rubra (blacklip abalone) is the source of this 5648-nucleotide messenger RNA. RefSeq lists its product as uncharacterized. Bases 71 to 3295 code for a protein of 1074 amino acids. Gene Ontology annotation, molecular function: transmembrane receptor protein tyrosine kinase activity; protein binding; ATP binding. Gene Ontology annotation, cellular component: signaling receptor complex. Gene Ontology annotation, biological process: positive regulation of kinase activity; cell surface receptor protein tyrosine kinase signaling pathway; protein phosphorylation. The transcript has 22 exons. NCBI's taxonomy places the organism in Eukaryota, Metazoa, Mollusca, Gastropoda, Lepetellida, Haliotidae. The record is from RefSeq and is a predicted model, not a curated record.
CUGUAACUACGAACGUCCGUGUUUUCCGGGGAAAUGUCAAGCUAACGGCGCCACCGUUGUCUGCAAUUGCAUGGACGACUUCGCCGGAUCAUUUUGCAAGGAGUUGAAACCUAUCCAGGCACCGAAGGUAACACAGCUGCAAGCCAGCUUUUUAUACCGUCGUGGACCGGAGGAAGUCUAUGGCGUCAUAGCGGACAGUUCAGGGAAGCAAGAACAUGCCGGCGUAUGGACAAACCUGAACCAGCUAAACAACCUCACUGUCACUGCCAGUGCGAUGUCCGAAUGUAGAGAUCUUCCCGCACCCCCUGCUUAUAUUAGCGAAUCACUUAUUGGAAUUGCCAGGGCCUAUAUUAGACUAGAUGGCCCCGUUGUAGCAUCCGCCCACAGCGACCACACGUGUGAUAACACCAUCGGUUCCGAGCACCCCAGGAAUAUAGUUACUUGCUCCUUCGGAAAACAGUACACCAGCCGAUUAAUUGAUGGUGACAAAUUGAAAAUUACAUUCCGGGUGACAAGUGGAGGCUACCGGAAGUUGUACGACACUGGAAAGCGACGCGUGACAGCUACGGAGAAUUACCUAGGGACCGAGACAGUCAAGUCAGUGGCGUUUAACAUAGACUUGGUGGAACCUGUUUACAGCGACCCAGACGCGGCUUUUCGAAUCACUCCUGAAUUUACAAAGACCACCAUCAUUUUGAAUUGGCAUGGCUGGUCUGAUGCUAAUUCUGGAAUGGACAAAUACAAAUGGGAAGUCUACAGACUUCAGCCUAGUAGCGGAGGAGCUCUGUCGGAGCUGGCGGGACCUGUAAAUCAUGGAGAAGUGCAACACACAGCUCCAAUCUCCUUCCCCGUGCCCUUUCUUCCUGAAAAACCGGGGAUGUAUUCCUUCCUCCUUGAAGCUGUAGACAAGGCCAAUAACUCUGUAUACAUGAGAAGGUUUGCACUGUGUGACAAAGAGUCAUCUGUUACGACUGAUCCAGACCAUGCCCUGUACAUAUCGUCAGCAGUGCAAGACCAUGGCUUCCAGUGGAUAACUGAUAUUUCCAAACCACUAGUGAUCAUAUGGCAGUAUCACUUUCGUAAUUACGUUCACGAGACUGGCAAAUAUCUCAACAAAAUCCUGCCCCUCAAGAAACAGAUUGUGAAAGACCCUCCAAUCUACAAGCAAGUUAUCGAAGCGAAUGACGAUAAGUAUGAAAGAAGAACCACUGCGGCCAUCCCCAAUUCGAGAGGGAUCGUGAGGUUUGAAUGGACCCACGCUAUCAAUAAGACAGGGGGUAGAAUUCAGCAGACGCCUCCCAACUGGGAUGACAUACCCGGCCUGAACACCUCUUUGCACUUACCUCCAGAAAACGUUACCAGCGGGAGCACCAUUACUGUAUGGAUAAGAGCCAGGGACAUCCUCGACAAUAAGAAAGUGGACUCGACAAGUGUAACCUAUGACUUCACGAAGCCGCAGUUUAGUAAGAUGACAUUCCUUCAAAACGAGAUAUCAGACAUCCCUUCAGUUCAGGAAUGGAGAUUAGAGUUGAUGGUGCAGGACCCCGAGAGUGGUAUUCAUCACGUGGAGGUCAAAGUCACGCAGGUUGGCGGCAACGUACUGACGAAGAGGAAUUUGACUGUAGAAGCCGUUUCUAUUCUUGCAUGCUUAAGUAAGCCAAACAGUUGUUAUUGUCCAAAAGCCCUGAACACGUGUUAUAGACGAGUCUACAAAAUUUACAUCAGCAACUGCUGGCUGAUGGUGGCCAAGGAGGAUCUCGAAUCAGCUAACAUUAAGCUGGAGGUGGACGUGGUCAACAGAGCGGGACUGAGGACGCCUAUCCCCAGAGCACACACGGUGAGGAACCUCAUGGAAAUUAAUGGGACAUCAGCAUAUUUUGGGCCCAUGAACGUGAAAGUUGAGAGGGUGACUGACACAACGGCCAAUGUGUCGUGGACACACGCCCCCAGCUGCCAUGAGCGCACAUUUGUAACAGUUACAUAUGAAUCCGAGUCGGUGGCACCAGCGACAGUUCAACUGUACAAAGAUGCAACAUACCAACUCUUGAAGGGUCUCGAACCUGGCGAAACCUACACGGUCAAGGUCACAGCAGACUACGGGGACAUCAAGAGUCCACCCAAAUCUGCUUUCUUUACUGUGGAGGAUACAGGUUUAGGUGCUGGGGCUAUAGCGGGUAUCGUUGUUGUGAUGAUACUAAUCCUAGCAGUCGUUGUCGUGGGAUUGUUCAUGUGGAGAACGGGCAAGAUGGCGGCGUUGAUAAAUCGACGUCAGAGCGUAUACAGGGAACGUCAGAAACCGGUUACUGGGAGAAUCAACAAUGACCUGCACCGGCCUAGGAAAGGCACAGUGUGCUAUCAUAACAAAACAUACGAUAUCAACGACGACAUCUAUGUGUACGGCAGCAUGUCGUUCACGACGGAGCAGCCUUGGUACAUCCGCAAAGAGGACAUGACGUUGAUGGAGGAGAUUCAAACUGGCCGGUUUGCGCGGAUCUACAAGGCUUCUCAAAAGACUGGAAGAACAUCGAGCGACAUGGUAGCCAAAGUGUUGAAAGACACUCCAGAUGAAGACAACAGCUUACUGAUGAUGGCCAAGAUCAACUUCGCUGCAACGCAGGUUGGGGAACACCGCAAUGUGCUGAAGUUUAUCGGUGCUGUUGUCAACAACGAUGCUCUGGGCCCCGUAAUGGUGAUAGAGUACUGUGAGAACGGACAAAUGGACAAAUGGUUGAAAAACCAGAGAAAUGGCGUCAACGUGGACAUCUUAGAGACGAUUCAGAAAUUCGGAUUGGGUGUUGCAAGAGGAAUGGAAUACCUUGCCAGUAAAGGGAUUACCCACAGGAAGCUGGCUGCUCGAAAUUGCCUCUUGACCUUCACAAAUGAGGUGAAGGUCGCUGGCUUCGGACCAUCUCGCUUGGAUGAUGCCACUGAAGAUGAUAACUCCAAAGGGGAUCGAAUUCCCGUGAAGUGGACGGCGCCAGAGUGUCUUCAAUCUCUGAAAGGAGCCAAUGAGAAGAGUGACAUCUGGUCCUUUGGAAUCACUAUGUGGGAGAUCUUCAGCAUGGGAAUGACGCCCUAUUCAGACAUCCGCAGCAGAGAUCUAGCUGUCAAAAUCAGGAAUGGUUUCAGACUUCCCAGACCAGAAUACGCUGAGGAUAUCCAUUACGACCUGAUGAAACCUUGUUGGCAGCAGAGUCCCGACAAAAGACCUACGUUUUCGGAGGUUCUGGGAAAGCUCGAGGCGUCGUUCGGUCUCAGACCCACUUCCCAGGAAGUGUAUUACUACUCCCAGUAACCGAUUGAUGCGAAGACACAGAUUUACCUCCCUUUGACAUUCGUGACCAACUCGUGUUAUUCCGGGACAAGCGGAAUAGCUUCCUGGAGGUUACGACAGGGGCGAGUGGUGACGAGUGUUCCUUUUGAUUGCUUCACCAUUUGUUACUAAGCUUUGGUGCCUUAAGGUUGUAACGUUUUAAUGUUUUGAUGCAGAGACCAUAUACCCAGGGACAGACUUCCGCAGCGUAUUUUCAGUAACGAUCAGUCUCACUCCCACUCUAACCAUCAACCAAGUCUAUUGCAUUCAUACUGUAACGUUUCUGUCAAUUGUAAUCAACUGUAACUGGAAUCAACUGUAACGUUUCUGUCUUAAGCCAUGUCUAUUUACCUGGCUCCCCCAUGCUGUUUCAGUCCUAAUUCCCAUUAUACUGUGCAAUCACUCCUUGUAUAUAUGCCUUUCAAUCCAUAUUCUGUUCAUCACUUGCUGGGGCGAUGGGGUAGCCCAGUGGUUAAAGCGAUCGCUCUUCACGCAGAAGACGUGGGCACAUUGUGUGAACCCAUUUCUAGUGUCCACCGCCGUGAUAUUGCUGGAAUAUUGCUAAAAAAUGAACUCACUCACUCACUCAUCACUUGCUUGAUAAGGGUAACAGAACCUACACCGAAACGUCGUUCUCGUCCAUGUAUUCUUCUCAUUCCUCAACAAAUCUCGCUGUUUUGCGAGCGAGAAAGUCGUUUUGUCUCAUCAGUUAUCCGUCUCGAGGUCCGCCCCUCGUUAUGUGUUCUCUGUGUUGAUGUAAUUCUUUGAUUUACAUUUUACAGCAUUUGAGCCCUAAAACUUAUGUAAUGAUAUCAUAUUUUAUGUUGUACUGUUAACAAUUCGCACCCAAACCACUCAGCAAAUGAAGCAUUGAUUUGACAACAAUCGAGCAUUGAGUGUAACACAAGUGUGUCUUUUAUGUAUGACUCGAUUAGUUGGUACAUUAUAUACAAUCGUUUUGAAAAAUAUGAUGUCGCUGUUGUUAACCUGUUAAACCUUUUAUUUCUUUUCUAAGAGAAUAAUAGCAAUUUCAUAGCAUUUUUUUCUUCAUACUUGAUGGUAUUAUGAAAAGCAUCUUCUGUCCCCGAAGAAACUGGAAAACUUAAGUUGCAAACCUACAGACCUGGUACCCCAAGAUUUUCAGCUUGCUUGAUAUGCUUGAUGUCUUGGAGAAAAAGUCAAAUUCAACAAAUUAAAUUGUACUGUUUGUCCCUGCUUAAAAAAUUAUUGUAAUUGAUAAAGAAACAGAUCAGCAAGGCCCCUAUCUUACCAUAAUUAUGUUUUAUACCUUCAGAAAAAGCUGAACAUAUACAAGUAUGGGUAUUGCAAAUUUACCAUUUACCAGGCAUAUUGUAGAUUAUAUGUAAUAAGUCGACUUGAGUGUCCGAGAUGAACAUUAUUCACGGAAUCUCGUUUAAAUAUGUCAAUAACGAUAUGUUUGAAAUGUGUCAUACGCUUCGAUAUCGUUUUAACAGUUUUAUUGUGUUCAGAAUAUUGGGUUAAUGCGAUGCGGACCAUAAAUAUUAGUAGAGGCAAUCCAAUCCUAUAAGUGAGUUAGCAUUAUCAUCUUAUGAUAAUGGUGUGUGUAGCGUUUAAGCCCUAUGAAUCCGCUUGUGCUUCUUUGACUGUUGGAGCACAUAUUCAAUAAUUAAAGUAACAUUAUUAUCAUUUCAAUAUAAUAAUGCAUACAGUGUUCCCCGUCGGGUGAUGAUUCGAAUGUCUAGACAUCAGCUAUUAAUUUUUAAUAUUAGCUAUUAAAUAUUUUUUCCGAUAAUGAAGUUUGGGUUCACAGGAACCCGUUAUCGCUAUGUAGGUUAAACAAAGACCAUAGAUCUACACACACGUUAUAUAUAUGUUCUAUUUAUAUAUAUGACAUGUGUCUAUGAUCUAUGUUUAACCUACAUAGCGAUAACGGGUUCCUGUGCACUGUCUGUACAUGUGUGAAAAGCAUAACCUAUCAUCGAUUUUGUUUCAUUGAUUGACACAUCUCUGUUUGAGACAUAAGCCAAAUUCCUUUGACAGUUAAAUCUUUUCCGGGCUUCCAGAUCACUUACAAUAGCCCGCCGCCCGUGUGCUGUAAUAAUUAAGCUAAAGUGGUCAGUAGAAAAUUUGCUACUGAAAGUGCUUGCUCCACGUCAUAUACAGAUUGUCUUAAACUAAGUGCUUGUUCUACGUCAUAUACAGAUUGUCUGAAACUAAGUGUUUGUUCUACGUCAUAUACAGAUUGUCUUAAACUAAGUGCUUGUUCUACGUCAUAUACAGAUUGUACAUGAAAAGCGUCACACCUUUUUUAUUUCAAAUACACAGUAUUAAACAUGCAUGCUAAUAAACCACA